Molecule: messenger RNA, 941 nt
Organism: Pelecanus crispus (Dalmatian pelican)
Lineage: Eukaryota; Metazoa; Chordata; Aves; Pelecaniformes; Pelecanidae
Source: RefSeq, a predicted model, not a curated record
CCCUCAACACAGCGAGAUGGAAGAAACUACAGAGCGAGAAGGAGGAGCUGGAGAGGCACUUCGAGGAGGAGGUGAAGCAGCUUCAAAGGCAGCAGCAGGAGGAGCUGCAGGAGCUGGAUGCAGGGGCGGAGCAGCGGCUGCAGGAGGAGUACAACACCAAGAGGGACAGCCUACAGGAGCAGAACAGGUUGCAGCUGGAGCAAGUCAAAUUGCAGCAUCAGGAUCAGGUGGAAGAUAUCACAGCUGUACACGAAGCUGCAAUGUUACAGCUGGAAAAUAACCACAUAGUUGCCAUUACAGUACUGCAGGAUGAGAACGACUGCAAGAUUCAAGAACUGAAUACUGCUCACAAACUGGAAAAGGCACAAUUAGAAGAGAAUUUUGAAAAACUGCGGCUGUCACUCCAGGACCAGAUAGACACCCUCACCUUCCAGAACCAAUCCCUUAAGGCCAAAGCAGACCGAUUUGAAGAGGCUCUGAAGAAAAACACUGAGGAACAACUGAAGAUUGUACGAGCUCCAUAUCUGCACUUAGAAAAAGAUCUGAAGAGCUUAAAACAUGUUCUGGAAAUGAAGAACCAUCAGAUUCACCAACAGGAGAAGAUGAUUAUGGAGCUAGAAAAACAGGCUGAAAAAAAUUUAAAACUGGAAGAAAAAAUCACCAUGCUGCAACAGCAGAAUGAGGAACUCAGAGCCAGGAUUGAACAAAAUACUGUCAUAACAAGGCAAUUGUCAGAGGAGAACGCUAAUCUUCAAGAAUACGUUGAGAAAGAAGUGGAGGAGAAGAAGAAGCUGAGUAGGACUAAUGAAGAGCUCCUCUGGAAGCUGCAAGAGGGAGAUGCCGUGAGCCCCGUGAAACUCCCACCUACAUCGUCCACUUCUUUCUAUCGCUGCUCAUCAGGGAACUCCUCUCCAGCAAAAGUCAGAACCUUGCGGCGAUGA